Mytilus trossulus (common blue mussel) is the source of this 6215-nucleotide messenger RNA. Its product is annotated as SPRY domain-containing SOCS box protein 1-like. Gene Ontology annotation, molecular function: protein binding. Gene Ontology annotation, cellular component: SCF ubiquitin ligase complex. The record is from RefSeq and is a predicted model, not a curated record. The transcript has 2 exons. Lineage: Eukaryota; Metazoa; Mollusca; Bivalvia; Mytilida; Mytilidae. The coding region runs from base 126 to 965 and encodes 279 amino acids. Gene Ontology annotation, biological process: proteasome-mediated ubiquitin-dependent protein catabolic process; intracellular signal transduction.
UAUAAAAUAAAAAAUAAGAAGUUGGUCAUAAUUAUUUGGAGCACCUUACAUUUCUGUAGCUUGUUACAUCACACAAUUUGAUGUUGAUGUAAUGUUGGAUAUUGUCCGUGAUUUGCAGAUAAGCAAUGAGCAUGGGGCAGAAGGUUUCUGGAGGCAUCAAAACAGGAACCAAUCGAGAAUCUAACUAUAAAGCAUUGUGUAAAGAAAACAUGGUGUAUAAUCCCGACUAUCAAAAGCCUAGCCGGCUAGACAUGUUACUGGACAUGCCACCACCGCCAAAGGAAGUCCAGGUGGCUCAUUCCUGGAAUCCAGAUGAUCGAUCUCUUAAUAUAUUUGUGAAGGAGGAUGAUAAGUUAACAUUUCACCGUCAUCCGGUGGCACAGAGUACUGACUGUAUCAGGGGUAAAGUUGGCUACACUCGUGGACUCCAUGUUUGGGAGAUAGUUUGGAGCACGAGACAGAGAGGAACUCAUGCCGUUGUUGGUGUAGCCACCGCCGAGUCCCCCUUACAUUGUGUAGGAUAUCAGUCUUUGGUAGGGAGUAACUCAGAAUCAUGGGGUUGGGAUUUAGGAAGGAACAAACUGUAUCAUGAUGGAAAAAAUAAUCCUAUAGGACUGACCUAUCCUAGUCUAUUGAAUUCAGAUGAAAAUUUUGUUGUUCCAGAUAGUUUUCUUACAGUUUUAGACAUGGACGAAGGCACUUUAAGCUUUGUGGUAGAUGGACAAUAUUUAGGUGUUGCAUAUCGUAAUUUGAAAGGCAAAAAACUUUAUCCCGUUGUCAGUGCCGUUUGGGGACAUUGUGAAAUAACAAUGAACUAUAUAGGUGGACUUGACCCUGAACCUCUUCCUUUAAUGGACAUUUGUCGUAGACAGAUUAGACAGCAACUAGGCAAAAAUAGACUGCAUGAGAUACACAAACUUCCAUUACCAAAUACCAUCAAAAAUUAUUUGUUGUAUCAGUCAUAGCGAUUGGUCACUUGUGUCGGCCAUUAUCAUUGGUCAACAAAUUUUCUCAUUUCUCUGUGUGUCACAUUCAUAACUGUUGUGCAUCAUACCUCAUUGCUGAUGUGUAGAAGGGAGGUAAUUCUGCCAGAGUCAAAGGGAGAUUACUUGUAAGAAUGAUUGUGUGCAAUGGUGCUUCUUUGGUGAUGUUAUUUUUGUAGAUUAAUCAUACCAUUUGUAAAUCAGAAUAUUCACAGAAGAACAUGUUGUUUCUGUGUCUGAGUGAUCAUUCAGAUAUUGAUACAUUGUAGAGUUGUACUGAUAGAAAUUAAUUUUUAUGUCAGUAAAUUAAAUACUAUUUUAAUACAUUUAAUUUUAAGGAAACUUUAUUAUUUUCACUAUUGCUUUUAGAGUUCACUUUAUAAACUGUUUUGCAUGAGCUGUUCAAAUUUUAAGGAUUUCUUUGAGCAUUUUUUUUAGAUUAAUUAACUCCUCUUACAAUUUUGAAAUGUUAUGGAAGUAAAAAUUGAUUUUGUAUUUUACACUUAUAUUCUUAUGAGACAAAUGUAAUGGCUUUGUCUUGGAAGUGCUACAUUUAUUUGUACAUUUACAAUUUGUCUUUGCAAAUAUUUUUUUUUAUAAUGUUUUGUAAAAUAUUGUAAAUUUGAAAAGAAAUUAGUAAUAUGUCAGUCACUCUGGGUCGGCUUCUAACAAUAGUGUGUACAUUUUUGUUUUAGUACAUUUUAAAAAGUUGUCUUUUUUUUUGCUAAAAAUGAGAAAGGGAGAAAAACCAUACAAGUUUCCAACAAGAAAGUAAUGUGUAAGAACAUUUUUGAAGAUAAUUAAAUGUAGGAUUGAUAAGUACUAUUUCAAAACCAAUAAAUCAGGUUCCUAGGAGCCAAGGAAUGAUUUUAAACCAUGUGUUAAUGCACUUAUACAUUAAUAAAACCAAUUAGUGCUUAACAAUUAAGGACAACAAUAAAAUAAUCAAUACAUGAUAGAAAUUUAAUUAAAGACCAGAUGAAUAAAUGGAAUUGAGGCAAAGAAUAGCAAGAUAUUCCCUACUGGAAAUGCAUUGGGAUUGUUCUUUUUGUAGGUAGACUGGUUUUAAAUUUUAGUUUGAAAGAAAGAAGUGACAAAACAUUUUGUAAGGCUAAAACCACCAGCAACAAUAUAAAUCAAUCUUGAUUUAUUCAAUUCUUUAAGAUUUGGGGACAAAUCAAUUGCAGGCCAAUUAAUCAUCAUCCCCGUAGUCAUUACUGAAAUUGCCUGUUUGCUAAAAUGUUCAAUUAUGCUUUUGCAUGUAUAUAUAUGUAUGCAUUUAAAUGUUUGUUUGACUUGACAACAUUGUUAAGUUUUGUAAGACAGGGCAUAAUGAAAAAAACACUCUUUCCUUAAAGAUGCUUUUUUUAAAGUGAGGAAUAAUAAUAUGACUGUUAAGAUUCCCAAUCUACUUUGAUUUCUAUGUGCUCAAGAAUUUCUACCCUUAAUUUUAACAAUUACACCAUUUAUGAUUUAUGUGAAAAGAUAUAACAAAUACCUUUCUUCCCCUGACUUGUUUGUCUCAUUACCAUAAAACCCCAUUCACAGAGGAUUUUCCCUUUAUUGAUGCUCCUUUAAAGUUAUAAGUGAUUUUUUUUUGUAAACAUUCUUUUAAGAAAUAUAAUAUCCAUCGAUGCUCCUUUAAAGUUGUAAGUAAUUUUUUUUCGUAAACAUUCUUUUAAAAAGCAGUUUUCUUGCAUUUUGUACAAUUUGUAUAGUUCAUAAAAAUAAUUAAAAAUUUAAAUGUUAGUCUGAUGAGAAUCAUUGUUGUAUUUUAAAUGCUCUUUUUUUUCUUUUAUUUCUAAUGUGAAUAUAUAGGUUUCUUAUUUUCUAAUUGGUACAUUUUUUUUAGAUAAAUUAUAUAGCUCUAAUUUUUUACCCUGCUUGCUAAAUUAAUGUUACUUUAGUGUACAUGUACAAAGAUUUUUGUGAUAGCUUCGUAAAUUGAGUUGCGUCCCUUUGGAUGUUUGGUUUAUGUGUGAUACAUUUUUAAAGUAUUCCUUAUAUUAUAAACUUAAUUUGUAUAUAAUGGUUAAAAGCCAGAUUGCUUUGUAAUUUAUUGAUUAAUAUCCUAGUCAGGGAACUUGUAUGAUAAAAAUGCCUUUUGACUAUAAACUUUUAUACGUACAUGUACGUUGACAAAAUACUGGCUUAUCAGUAUUGGGAAUAUCUCAGAAGAGGGCCUUUAUUCAAGGGUCAUGAUAUAUCUUACAUGAUUCUCUGAAAUUUUCCUUAGUUUGAAGAUAUAAGUCAUGUGAUUUAACUUUAAAUGAGUGUGACAUUGUAUUCAAAGACUUACCACAAUGUCAAACUGGAGUUGAGAAUUCCGCCAUUUCUCUUAAAAAGACACAGCAACUUGAUAUUUUUUCACAAGAUAGUGCUGUAUGUUGUACAUGUAAAGUAUAGCAUGAAUACAUGUAAAGAAUCAUGUGUAAAACGUGAAGCAUUACAUGAAUGCAUACAGUGUUAUAGGGGUAAAACAUGUGAAGCAUAUGUGAAACAUUUAAUACAUGUGAAGCAUUACUAUACAUAUGUGGUAAUAUAUUUUUUUUUAUGGGAUACAAUACUGUCACUGAGAUAAGAGUUACUAUUUGAAAUAGGUUUUCACAUAUCUCAUUACUGUUAAUAAGCAUAUCUUCCAUUAAUGUAAAAAAACAUAAGAUGAUUUUUCUAUUAAAAUUCAAUUUGAAACACUAAUUUCUCAGUUUUCAAACCUUUCAGUAAAAGUUUAAAAGAAAUUUUGAUCCCUUGAAAGUACCUCUACUUUUUGUCAUCUAUUAAUCAGAAACACUUUUGAUUAACUCUUUCAUAUCAUGCCAAGAAUAACUUUGGUUCUGAAAUUAAUUUUUGAUAUCAUUUAAUCAUGACAUGAAAAGAGACUUGUAUACUGGUUUGAUGCAAUACAGACAUACAGUUAUGUAGAAAUGAUUUUAUUUUUGUUUCUGAAAUAUGGAAUCCUUUUUUUAGGCCAUAAUUAUAUAAAUUCAAAUGUCACAUGCAAAAUAGAGAGGAAUUAGGUUCAAAAGGGGGAUAAGAGAAACCAUUCCUGUUUAUUUGUUACUUCAUUAGGAAUUUUCUGUAUACAGCAUGUACAAUUUCAGAUGUAAUUUUCGAAUUAUUCCCAAGAAUACUAAGAAAAGGUUCAGACUUAAUCAAUUAGAAAAUGUAUCUGCUAACAAUACAUACAUCAUAUUUUUUUUAAUGUACAGUAUAUUUAUAGACAUAAUUUAAGGUCACACUGAGUCAGGAAUGCAAACAUCGACUCCAAUUUCAGAAUUAUUAAUAUAUUUGAAAUUGCUAUGCUUUGAAUGCUUUAUGAUUUUAAAAAAUGAUGUAUUUGAUCUGAUUGUUGCCUAAAAAAUCUGAAAAGGGGCACCUGUAAACUUAGUUUAUUUAAUUGAAGCCAGUUCUAUCAUCUACAUGUAAUUUAUGAUUCUUGCAUGAAAUAUUAACUUGACAAUUUUUGGGCAUUCAUCAUAGUUGUUAGUGAUUAGUUGUGCAGGGGACACUUAUUUAACUUUGGGAUACAGAUAAUUAGGGAGAGAUUUAGAAGGCAUUAAUUUUGACCAAUAUAAUAUAAACAGAAUGUUGUUAUAAACCACAUAUUUGAUAUAUGUUUAAGAUUUUGAUGAUUGAUUUUUCCCAAUAGAAAAAAAAGAAGAAAGUAAACCCACUCAGGUCUGUGAAACGGCCAAGAUCUUGAAUCUAAUAUUAUAUUUAUUCUAGAUAUCAGGUUGUUUAAUGGAGUCAGUAUUUUUAUAUGUAAAAUUGUAGAUCUCUUUUGUGUUAACACUCAUUUAAAUAGUUGCCUGGAUGUUAUACAUACAGGAAUCAAUGGACUAUUUUUACUGCCUUGUAUUUGCAAAAUUGUUUAUUUUUGUCACAUCAGAUUUUGGUACAUCUAGAGGUUUAUAUGUCAAGAUUUCUGCAAUGAUUUGACAUAAUUAACAGUGGCUUCAACAGUUUUAAAAACCUCUGACUUUCUAUUGAACCUAAAGUCAAUUACCCUGGGCUGGUGCAGUAAUGGUCACUGUACACAUUUGUAAUGAUGCAGAUGACCAAAUGAUAUUAUUAUUUAGUUGAGUAGCCUUCGAACUUAACCCCCUAAAAUAUCAGUAAAAUAUUUUUGUGAUAAUUUGGUUUUCUUUUUUUGUAUCCUAUAUAAAUAAUUUUGUAAAUAGAGAACUUUAUUGCAAUGACUCUUCAUUGAAAUGAUCUUAAAUGCAGUAGUUGUGAACAGAGUAAAAUUAUUUGAAAACAAAGUGUUUUAUAAAGUCUUAGCAAAAGAAAAACUUCAACUUUUGUAAUAUUGGAUCUUUUUCUUUGAAUAGGACAAAAAUGAUGUAAAUUUAUUCUUUCAUCUAGAUACAGAUAUGAAAUAGUGUAAUAUAUUUGUGGAAUAAAAGUGGGAAAUAAUUCACAGCUUUAAAAAUAUCUAGAUCAUAUGGAUGUCCUUAGCAUUGUUCAAACUGUUUGAAUAAACAUGAAUGAAAUUGCACACAUUUUGUGUAAGAAUUAUGCAGAAUGUUUAAAGCAUUUUCAUGAACAAAGGACUAUACUUGUUAUAAGCAAUAUAAUUUAUCAACAGAAAAGAUCUCUGAAACUUGAUAUUAGAUACUUUAUUCUUAUUUUAAAUUGAUUUGUGAUGUUGAGGAAAAGAAUUAUAAAGCUGUAUAUGAAUAUGAAAUAUGCCUGUAUGUUUUAAGAAUUUUAAUCAAUCAUAGAAUGAAAUUUUAAAAGACGAAGGCAAUGAAAGAUAAUUGUUUUAGUAAUAAUUUAUAUUUAAUUUACUGGUCUUGGUCAGCUUCAAGGUUUUGCUGGCUGACUGUUGCUUAAAAGUUUAUACAGUCAAGAAAAAAUUGACUGAACAAUUGGUUAAUUAUUUGUGAUUUGAAGAUAUUUUAUGCAGAAAAUAAAUAGAUAAAAGGAUUUUAUUCAGUUUACCAUGUUUUUUUAAAGCAUUUUUGAACACUGAAAAUAUUCAUCACCUUUUAUAUAUAUUUUUGAGCUAUAUUUAGAAUCCACUUUUAAUUUUGCAUGUGACAUUGAUGUGGUCUCUAUUUUUGGUUCAUUGGUAAAUUCUAUAUUUUAAUGAUUUAUUUUAAGCAAUCAAAUUUUAAGAUGUAGUAUUUUAAAUAUUAUUUAUUGUAUACAUGGAGUAAAUGUGUUAUGAAAGCUAAAAAAUCAUGAAUUCAUGUCACAUUUGUGUAUUAUUAAAAAUUUGAAACAUUA